GUGUAAGCACGGCAGCCACUUUCGUUUUGUUGCUAGCAGCCUAGUAACGUGAGGAAUUGGGGUUAGAUUUGGGACACAGCCCACACCGCAGCCACUGAGUGAUCAGGUUUGUUUUCUUCGCAGAGGAUUAGAUCGGAUUUAUUUCAAAUCUAACACCACGAAGUGCCUGAAUUCCAGCUGUUGUGAUUCAGUGUGUUGUUUAUCUUAAAGCUACAUCCAAGCCUUUUCCCCUGCAUGUGUGGCUGUGACUGGCUUUAGAUCAAUCUUUACAGCCUGCAUGGGGAGCACACACUAGCCUCCAUGACAAUCUUCACUUUCACACAGGACAUAUUUAAGGCUGGAGAUGAUUCUCAGUUGUUCUUCUGGAUGCUGAUUAACACCCUUGAAAUAACUGACCUCACUUCACAUCUCUGAGGUCUGGUAUUGUACAGCUCAUGCAUGAAUCAGAUCUGUGUCUAAUGGAAUUAAAUAUUACAGAUGAUGUAGAGACUAUCAAGCCAACACAGUAAUGUCCUCAUGCCUUGGUUAAUUUGCACCAAGGAUCUGAUGCUGAUCGCGUGAUGCAGCUCCACGUAUGAAAACCUGGACAGAGACGUCACUGAGAUGACGGGUGAAAGCUUGUACUCUCACGAAGGUAUUAAGGAAGAGGACACGCAGGAACCAGAGACGCACUCGGAGCCUCCUGGUUCCGAGGCACGUGGGACGCCGGAACACCACGCAAAUCUGACCUGUGACCCCGCCACACGUUUUGACAGGCGCUUCUGUAAAGGAGGACCGGAUAAACCGUAUACAUGCCAGAUUUGCAGCAAGACGUUUGUCACCUCGUCACACCUGGCGCUCCACGUGUGCGCACGCACCGGUGAGAGGAAGCACGAGCGCAGCAGGUACAGGUGCAGGAAGCACACGUGCGCCAAGGUGUUCUCUCGGCCGUCCCAGCUGGUGCGCCACAUGGCCGUCCACGUGGGCGAGAAGCCCUUCAAGUGCCCGGAUUGCGGCAGGUGUUUCGGACGUGGGUCGCACCUGGAGACUCAUCGGCGGCUCCACACGGGCGAGAAACCCUUCAAGUGCGGCGUGUGCGGCAAGUCGUUCACGCAGAAGUCCGGCCUCAUCGUACACGUCAGGAAGCACACGGGCGAGCGGCCGUACAAGUGCGACAAGUGCGGCGAGGCGUUUCGUACCGCCGCUCACCUCCUGUCCCACCAGGCCGUCGAGGCGGGAGAGGGCCGGCACACCUGCGCCACGUGCCGUAAAAGCUUCAGGACUGUUUCAGCGCUUAGGCAGCAUGAGAAGAUUCACAGAGAUUCACAUGAUUCACUCACGCACACGUGUAGCGUGUGCUGUGCUGCUUUCGUCUGCACGUCUGAACUGCACAACGAGCUCCGUGACACCGAGUCGGCCGUGCGCGUCUUUCACUGCAGAGUCUGCAGCGUCGUUUUCACGGACAUGGACGCCUUCGAGAAUCACUGCGAGAAGCACCAGAGAGAGAAAAGUGUUUACGGAGUAGAGGAAGACGAGCUGGAGGAAGAUGAGGAAGAAGAAGAGGUGGGAAAAAGAAAGAACGACGCUCGAGACCCGCCGUUUCGGCCGCACGUGGCGACUUCAGCGACGCGCUACACGUCUGAGGUCAGCACACGCUCCAAAACCAGAGCCAGGAGUACCACCGAGGGAGUGAACUGACUUUUUAUGUACGCGUGGCUCACAUUUCUUGGCUUUUAUUCUUAUGCUCCUUUUAUUUAUUUCUGUAUUUAUUUACAUAUUUAUUCCUUUGGCCUUCAGCGUGUCACAGAGGAACCGUUCGACCAAAAUAAAAUUUACACAACGUACCUGUUACCUCAAAAGCGCCCAUGGUUCAGCGGAGACAUGUUUAGUGUCAGUUUACACCGAAGGUUAGUUUUGCGCUACGGCGUUACUGUGGUUCAGCGAGUAAUAAAAUCUCACAGCCACCAGCUUAGCAGUGUGUUCGAACGUUUGAUUUGCAUAUGCAAAUUAAGUGUCGGUUUUCUUUGUUUGGAUGAAGGUGAGAGUUACGUCAGAUCCACAUCAGCAAGUCUGUGCUAAUGACUAGGCUACACGCUCGUUACCUGUUAGCGUCAUAGCUCCAGCGCAAAUCCGAAGAAGCUCAUUUGAAUUCAUACACCCACACCGAACACACCCCGGGUGAUCGACUCCGGUUUCCUCCCUCAGUCCGAAGACAUCCAGGGUAGGCUGAUUGGCGUGUCCAAAGUGUCUGUAGUGUAUGAAUGGGUGUGUGAUUGUGCCCUGUGAUGGAUUGGCACCCCGUCCAGGGUGUACCCCGUCUUGUGCCCCUCGACCCUAAAGGAUGCGCGGUACGGACGGAUGGAUGGACGUACCGCUUGAGGCUUACAGGCGACUCUUGUACAAAAAAAUGUUUGCUGUAAAACUGUCAGCACUUUGAAAGAACUUUACAUUUGUGCUCUGAUCAUCAAUGUGGAGGUUUUAUUGGAGUGAUUUUUGUGUGUGUUUAUAAUCGUUCUUUCUAAUAUAUGACCAGCAUGUCGUGUCGUACAUGCAGCACAGCAGUAGGUGAUGUAGCGUAUCUAAACAGAUCUGUAAGUCAUUGUUUGCACACGUAUCGCGUAGGUGUUUGCCAUAAAGUGCGUUUCGUGUUGUUCUUGCUGCAGUAAACACUACACAUUUUGAUUCAAAGCUAUGUUGUGCUUCGCUUAUUUAAAUAGAACAUGCGUGUUGUUAUGUGUAUCAUAUUGUCAUUCGUUAUUCAAGAGAUUUAUAUAGAUAUAUAUUUGUUAUUGAAUUCAGUAUAAAUCCAUCGAAUCAUAUAAUACGGCGUUGUUUAUGUUCUCUUCAGUCAGGACGAGUCUGACUGAACUGAUUUAGAUCAAAAACUGGUUUUGGGUUUUGACCUUAAUCUAUAUGUCAUUUGGGGCGUUUCUGCCUAAAAGUGUCAAAUAGUAGGCGGAGUCAGUACAAAUAGAGUAAUUUAUCACGCUUUACAUUAGGAUGUAGAAAGUAAUGGCACUGAAUGGCAAGUAUUAGAUUUGUUUUUGCCGACAAAAGAUAAAAUAAAACCAUUAUUUUGUUAAAGUGCUUUUAAAUGAUGUUUUAGUAUUUACUUAGUAUUAUAAGAAAGUGUGUCGAAAAUGAUGGCUUAUUAUUACCGCUGUAAUGUUGGUUUAUAUUCAGUAUUCGCCACAUUCACACGUCCGACAGCAUUUAAAGAGCUCUCGCACACACACACUCGCACCGUCUAGACUCGUAUUUUGUCUCCGUAUUGUAUUUUAUACACGUAUACACGUCUCAUGAUGUUCAAUUAUUAUAUUCGACACGUACACAUUCAGUUUCAGUCCUUCAGAUGUCCGAACAAUUACGAACGUAAAUAGAAACGCUGAUUUAGAAACGAACAUCGAGCCCAAAGUGUGUUGUGAGUGAAGGAAGGUUUAAACCACACGACUGCGAGAGCCACUGUUUUUUUUGGGUUUUUUUUAAACAUUUUAUUUUUCUCUUGAGGCCUAACGUACACAGUCGAGUCCAAAUACUCAAGAGUCCGUGACGAAGAACUGUUUUUAUUUCAUCAGUUCAGAAAAAUUGAGUACAUACAUCGCUUAUGUCAGUAUAAAACCGUGUGUUUCGAUUGGCUGAGAGCAGAACGCAUCAUAAGACGUUACACACAUAACUAUCUAUUGAACAUAUUGAACUAACGGAGUCAAUUUCAGGAAUUAACAUUGUGUUUUGCACUUUUUUUGUCAGCAAUAUUUAAAAAAAAAUAAAAAAAAUAUCAGUUUUUAGGCUAAGGGAGUAAAUAAACCAACGUAGACAGUCCAGCAGGAGUGCGUCAGCGCUGUACUGCGUGAAUCCUGAGCUGAGAGUCACCUCCACAUGGGGAAACGCUUUGUCUUCUCCUGUUUAAAUAAAAAACACCAAAGAGUAACGAAACAGGUUUAAUUUAAAACACAGAAUUAAGAUUUUAUCUUACUGUAACAGUAGUAUCGUAAGGUUCUGUCUUUUUAAACAUCUAUAAACAAAUAUUUGUAUUGACAUAAAAAGAUUCAACAACUGAACAAGUUUCACAGACGUUUGAGGAACAGAAAUAGAAUAGUCCCUAAUAAUGAGUCCCUAAAUAAAGCGGAGGUCGAUAUCAGAAGGAACAGUCAGUAUUGUCUCUGCUUUCUGGCUGGUUUAAGACUAAAAUUUUCAGCGUCCUGAUGUAUAAUCAUUAAAGUCCAACAAACCCUGUUUGUUUUCCUGUGCCUGUGUGGUGUAGUGGUUAGAAUUCAUGGUUGUGUGGUGGUGGUUGUUUGUGCAGGUUCGAGCCUCCCUCUUGGCAGGCGAUGCACUUUUAAAGAAUAAAAGCAGUGUGAAGCAGUAUGAAGGUGGGAUGGAAGCAUGCGCAGGUAAGAGACUCUGUGGCUCAAAUGGUUGAGUCGUUGCCUCUGUGGAUCAGAAGGUGCUUGGAUCAAAACCCAACAAGAGUUCUCAGCUAACAGGCAUGUGUGUAUGAGGGGAGGGGUAUGUAGGCUGGAGUGAGGAGAGUGUGGGUUAGGCUGAGGAGUGUGGGUUAGGCUGAGGAGAGUGGGGGGGAGAGAGGGAUGUGCACCCAGGGAAGAGGUUAAAAAAAAAAGUGUGAGAGGGGUGCACUUAGGAGGAGAGUGUGGGUUAGGCUGAGGAGUGUGGGUUAGGCUGAGGAGAGUGGGGGGGAGAGAGGGAUGUGCACCCAGGGAAGAGGUUAAAAAAAAAAGUGUGAGAGGGGUGCACUUAGGAGGAGAGUGUGGGUUAGGCUGAGGAGUGUGGGUUAGGCUGAGGAGAGUGGGGGGGAGAGAGGGAUGUGCACCCAGGGAAGAGGUUUAAAAAAAAAGUGUGAGAGGGGUGCACUUAGGCUGAGGAGAGUGGGUUAGGCUGAGGAGAGUGGGUUAGGCUGAGGAGAGUGGGUUAGGCUGAGGAGAGUGGGUUAGGCUGAGGAGAGUGGGUUAGGCUGAGGAGAGUGGGUUAGGCUGAGGAGAGUGGGUUAGGCUGAGGAGAGUGGGUUAGGCUGAGGAGAGUGGGUUAGGCUGAGGAGAGUGG
Molecule: messenger RNA, 5037 nt
Organism: Ictalurus punctatus (channel catfish)
Lineage: Eukaryota; Metazoa; Chordata; Actinopteri; Siluriformes; Ictaluridae
Product: zinc finger protein 239
Exons: 2
Coding region: 604-1677 (357 amino acids)
Source: RefSeq, a predicted model, not a curated record